Lepisosteus oculatus (spotted gar) is the source of this 2149-nucleotide messenger RNA. RefSeq names its product ankyrin repeat and SOCS box containing 18 (gene asb18). Gene Ontology annotation, molecular function: protein binding. The record is from RefSeq and is a predicted model, not a curated record. Lineage: Eukaryota; Metazoa; Chordata; Actinopteri; Semionotiformes; Lepisosteidae. Gene Ontology annotation, biological process: intracellular signal transduction.
AUUUCGAGAUCACAUUGCUGUGAUAUCACUGCAAAUGUAUUCAGGCUCUCAGUCUGCCUCUGGCCUGUUUACAAAUACUAACCUGGCAGCUCUGGCGCCUCCUCUCACAAGUUGACAAAGCAACAAGGGAGCCUUUUUUUUCCUGUUCUGUGUCCAUGUUACUGUCAGCCUUGUGAUGCGAAAUUCGGUUCCAAUCAAAUCCCAUUCAGGCUAUAAAUACAAAUACGAACAGCAGAUAUGAAUAUUGUGUGGCUUGGUCAGUGGUAGAUAAUAAGCUCUUUUGGUUUUUUUGUUUUUGUUUUGGGGGGUACACCUGGAGGAGAGAAAGCUGAAUUUGUGGCUUAGGUUUGAGAGGAACAAUUCAAGCAAUGUAUUCCAGAAGGAGCAGUGCAUGUGCUUCAUAUUCUUCAACUCUGGCCUCUUUGAGUGGCACUAAGAAUGACAAUGGACAGAGCACAAGCAUGCAGAGCUCUGGUUGUCUGCAGGCUGCUUUGAGAGAGAGCACUGUGGUCAGGGAGCCAGUCAGAAGGGCAGUGAGAAAGCCAGUGCUACUAUUUGAAUGUCCACCCAUUCUGAGAUCUCUUCUUACCCAACACUGGAAGGAUCUGCAAGAUGGAUAUUCCGACGCUGAAGAGCUGAACAAAGUUAUCGAGUUUCAGAGUGAUGAACUACAGUGGACAUCCAAAAAGUAUGGACUGUGGUCACUGGAGUACAAGAGGGAGCUGACAAGCCCCCUGUGCAUUUCUGCAGCACAGGGCUACACAGACUGCCUGCGGUACCUGCUGCAACAUGGGGCUCGGCCGAACCUGGCGCCCGGGGGCAAGACAGCGCUGCACGAGGCCUGCGAGAACAGCAACACCGCCUGCGUGGAGCUGCUGCUGGAGCACGGAGCCAGUCCCGUGCAGCUAAAUGAGGAGGGGCUGACUCCGCUCCACCUGUGCAAGACCCCACAGUCCUUCAGGUGUGCUAAGCUCCUUGUGAGGUAUGGAGCACUGGUCACCCAGCCCAGCGAGGAGGAGUGUGAGACACCCCUCCAUGUGGUGGCCAAGAGAGGGCUGCAGAACCACGCCCACCUCUACCUGCGCUAUGGGGCUGAGGUGAACAGCACCAACAGCUCAGGGGAGACACCCCUGGGGGCUGCCUGUGCCCGGGCUCAGAGUCUGGAAGAGCAGGACAACUACCUGCAGCUGUGCCGCCUGCUUCUGAUCUACGGAGCGGACGCCAACGUGGUAGACAACGAGAAACGCAGCCCCCUUCACAAGGCCAGCCGGAACGCCCAGCACGGCCUGGUGGAGCUGCUGCUGGAGCACAAGGCGGAUGUCAACGCUAUCGACUACAACGGGAGCUCGCCGCUCUCCAACGUGCUCCAGAAUGCUGUGAUCAAGCAGGACCUGCAACCCCACCUGACUGUGCAGACUCUGCUCAACCACGGCUCCCUCAAAGUGUGGCCCCUGGCCUUCCUGAAGGUACUGACAUCCUGUGCUGGUGCCCCUAAAACUGUUGAAAUCUUGUUCAACUCCUACAGCCAGAUCCCUGUGACUUACAAGUGGAUAGAGGCAGUGCAGGAGGAUGUCUACAGGACACACCAGACAUUCUACGAGUCGCUGUUUUCACUGGAGAAUAAACCCCGCUCUCUCCAGCAUCUGUGUCGGUUUUCCAUUAGGAAACACUACGGCAAAGACUGCCACUUAUUCAUUCCAUUAUUGCGUGUCCCGAAAUUCCUCCAGUGUUACCUUCUGUUGGAUUCAGAAGGUAUAAUUUAUUAAGGAAUUCUACUAACAUCAAAAUUGAAAUCAUCUAUGUGCAUGGUUUUGCUACCAGGAGUUCCAAACAACUCCAGACAUAACCUUGAAUAAUCAGUGGUAACAGUUCAUAGAAAUCUGCACUGUUUUCUGCAACAACUAGUCUGGGAACAGUCGUCUUGAGAUUUUUCUCCUCAAGGGAUUUUUCUUUCAGACUUGCGUAACAGAAAAAAAGAUUGGGAAAUACAUAUUUUUAAAACAUUUUGUUCAAGCACUCUGUAAAUUUUGUUUUUAAAGAUUUUCACAUGGCUGAACUCACCACAUUCACAAGGUUAAUCAACUAUUAUGCUCCUAUCUGUUGUUUCAGAAUUAUCCACAAAUUGUGUUAGCAUUGUUUUUCAGUAUUA